Dacryopinax primogenitus is the source of this 228-nucleotide messenger RNA. RefSeq lists its product as uncharacterized. The record is from RefSeq and is a predicted model, not a curated record. Lineage: Eukaryota; Fungi; Basidiomycota; Dacrymycetes; Dacrymycetales; Dacrymycetaceae. The transcript has a single exon. The annotation marks the transcript as partial.
GUUGCAGUGGGUUACAAUAUUGGCUGUGAGCACUCCAAAAUGGUUGCUUGUAGCAUGCUAGGUGCUUGUGCUGAAGCCCUCAGUCUCUGGUUCUUUGUGGGGGCAUUUCACAGAUAUGCCCAUAACCAAAAGUGUCAACUGUGCUUCCACCCUCAUUUUCUUGCCACUGCUGGACUAGAAGACUUCAAAACCAAUGAGCAGAUUUUCUCAAAACAGAACAUGAUGGCA